This is a messenger RNA of Megalops cyprinoides (Indo-Pacific tarpon), 2740 nucleotides long. RefSeq names its product KH domain containing 4, pre-mRNA splicing factor (gene khdc4). The transcript is spliced from 14 exons. Bases 104 to 1837 code for a protein of 577 amino acids. Gene Ontology annotation, molecular function: RNA binding. Gene Ontology annotation, cellular component: nucleus. NCBI's taxonomy places the organism in Eukaryota, Metazoa, Chordata, Actinopteri, Elopiformes, Megalopidae. The record is from RefSeq and is a predicted model, not a curated record.
CGUGCUAGGCUGCAAGCAGUUUCUGUAGCUCCGUCAAGAAAACAAACUCCAGUGGAGUUUUAGGUGUUUUUAACGAGGAGGAAUUUAAUAAAAUAAGUAGUUGAUGUCAUUUGGUGGGACGCAGAACGGCGGUCGCCGCAGUAAGUGGGACCAGCCGGGUCCGGCUUCCAUGGCGGAGAGUGAGGCAGCGCCCACCGGUGCCCUGGAUGCGGCGGCCGCCGUGGCAGCUAAAAUCAAUGCCAUGCUGGUGGCCAAGGGCAAACUCAAGCCAUCGCAGAUUGGUGUGCCUGGAGCUCCUGACAAAGUGGCAGGGGCUGGGAAGGCAUUGCCAGCCAUGAAGACAAAGGAUGACCUUGUCGUGGCGGAGGUGGAGAUCAACGAUGUCCCUCUCACCUGUCGGAAUCUGUUGACCCGCGGGCAGACGCAGGAUGAGAUAAGCAGGGUGAGUGGUGCAGCCGUGUCCACCAGAGGGCGCUACAUGACAGCAGAGGAGAAGGGCAAGGCUCUGCCAGGGGAUCGUCCUCUGUACCUGCACGUCCAAGGACAAACAAGAGACCUUGUCGACAGAGCAGUGAACAGGAUUAAGGAGAUCAUCACCAAUGGGGUGGUGAAGGCUGCCACCAGCUCCAGCUCCUCGUACAAUGGUGCCACGGUCACCGUCUACCACCAACACGCCCCGCCACCCCCUUCACUGCCUCCCAUGGGCCACAAACCACACUUUCAGUCAGGGAUGCAUUAUGUACAGGAUAAGCUCUUUGUGGGCCUGGAGCAUGCUGUCCCGGGCUUCAAUGUAAAGGAGCGUGUAGAAGGCCCAGGCUGCUCCUACCUGCAACACAUCCAGGCGGAGACCGGGGCCAAGGUCUUCCUCAGGGGCAAGGGCUCGGGCUGCCUCGAACCUGCAUCUGGCCGGGAGGCCUUCGAGCCCAUGUACAUCUACAUCAGUCACCCCAAGCCUGAAGGCCUGGCUGCAGCUAAGACACUGUGUGACAACCUGCUGCAGACUGUGCACGCGGAGUAUUCACGCUUCCUCAGUCAAAUGAGUGCCAUGAUGCCCACCCCAGGAUUUAUCCAGCCUCCAGCUAUAAAUGGAAUGCCACCUCAGCCCCCCUACUACCCUCCUACAGGGUACCAGCCCAGCUACCCCCUCCCUGUUCCACCCCCGCAGCCUGUCCCGCCCCCGUACCCAGUACCCCCUCCGGUCCUCCCGGGGGCAGCAGCCACAAUGCCCCCUCCCAGCUCGCAGUACCCUGUCACCCCUGCCCCUGCCUCCAUCACACAGCCCCCUCUGCCCGGACCUUUCCCCCCGUCUGCUCCAGCCCAGCCCAAAGCCACGCCCACUCCAGUGCCCGCCAACCCCCCACAGAAGCGACGCUUCACUGAGGAGGUGCCAGACGAAAGGGACAGCGGGCUGCUCGGAUACCAGCAUGGACCCAUUCAUAUGACUAAUUUAGGUGCAGGCUUCUCUGUGGGCAGCCCAGAGGCUUCAGGACCCCCUCCAGCCAGUUCCCCUGGGGCUCCAACUGAGAGGGACAGUAGGCAGCUAAUGCCUCCGCCACCCCUGCCGAUGAAUGGAGUACGACCCAAGACAGAGGAGAGGAGGCCGCUGACUGGCUCCCUGGAGCCAGCAGCAAAGCGCAUGAAGACCGGGCUGGUGGCCUACACAGGAGACUCCUCGGACGAAGAGGACGAUCACGUGACCUCCAAGACUGCUGGGGCAGGUAACGGGGGAGGGGCCUCCUCCACUGGCUGGACGCUGGGGUACCGUUGCCCCCCUCCCCCACCCCCGCGCCCCAAAACACAGGCCCAGCAGCCCAUGCCAUUUUGGAUGGCGCCAUGAGAGACUUUCAUCUCCUUCCUCCAUUCCUGCCACCCCACUGCUUGUCUUUACUUUUAAUAGUGGGAAGGUGGGGGCCCACUCUCCCAAUCACUCGUUUUUUUUUUUUGUUUUGUUUUGUUUUUUUUAAAUGCCUCUAUCCUCAGUAGUGAAAAGGUAUGGUGCUAAAAUCGGGUGAUUGUCACCAGGGAUAUGAAUCCAGGAAUCCAAGUUGGCCGCAUUCAUGGCUGUCUGUAGGGAUGAACACCAGACACUGGGACUUGAUUGACUCAAUGCAGCAGUGCUGUGGACUGUCAUACGAGCCGGGUCCUGAUACAUUGUGAAAUAUGGAGUAAACAGACAGACAUGCCAUGAAUUUUUAUUGAGUGGGGGAAACUGAUGGAAAAUGACUAUCGCGCAUCUCCAGGAGCAGAGUGUUGCUUGUACGAGUGAUGAAAUGGUGAACUGGAAAAUGGAAGAAUUGUAACAGAAUUACCUUGUAAUGAUGGGGUGCGCAUACCCCUCCUGCAUCCUCCCUCAGUCCCAGCUCUCUACACCUCUCCAUGUUCAAAUCUGAAAGAUGUCCUACCCCUCUAGGCCUGCAUGGGAAAUCCUCCACACAAGGUCCCACGAUGUUCAUUGCAACCCACACUGCUCUAUCAUCUCUCCCUCUCUCUCUCCCCUUGCUUUUGUUGAAUAAAUUAAUAUUGUUAUUUAUUUGUUUAUAUUUGCUUGUUUUCAGGUGUGUGGCAGUGAUUAAUUUUUCCCCACUUUUCCUAAUGUCCCACUUUCAGAUUGGAGAGGCAAAAUGGAAUUGAAACUGGUGAACCUCACUCACUUUCCUCUGUUGCCUGUGUGUACAAUGCAGGUUGUUUGGUUCAGAUUCCGUGAUCAUGUUUUCCAAAAAUAAAGACCUUCCUGGUGUAA